Messenger RNA from Ostreobium quekettii, 456 nucleotides. Lineage: Eukaryota; Viridiplantae; Chlorophyta; Ulvophyceae; Bryopsidales; Ostreobiaceae. The record is from the annotation of a GenBank genome assembly.
AUGGGGCGCAUGCACAGCAAGGGGAAGGGGAUCUCGCGAUCCGCCCUGCCCUACAAGCGCACCCCACCAAGCUGGCUGAAGAUCACAGCGGCGGAGGUGACGGAGCUCUGCUGCAAGUCCGCCAGGAAGGGACAGACGCCGUCUCAGAUCGGCGUGCUGCUUCGGGACCAGCAUGGAAUCUCACAGGUGAGGGCCGUGACCAAGAGCCAGAUCCUGCGCAUCCUGAAGGCCAAUGGCCUGGCCCCUGAGAUCCCUGAGGACCUGUACCACAUGAUCAAGAAGGCUGUGUCCAUGCGCAAGCACCUCGAGCGCAACAGGAAAGACAAGGACAGCAAGUUCAGGCUCAUUCUAGUGGAGAGCAGGAUCCACAGGCUGGCACGCUACUACAAGCGUGUGAAGAAGCUGCCACCAAACUGGAAAUACGAGUCUUCCACUGCCUCCGCCCUGGUGUCGUAG